UGCGACCUCCAUUCAUCCUUCAUCUCCCUUUCGUCCCACUCGUAGACAGAGUAAUAGAUCUAUUAUUAUUCCGUCUACGGUCCCACUGUAAAAAUAUUUUAACUUCAUCCUUCUCAAAAUUAACCGAACACCUCAUCAAAAAGGCUUGAAAUAAGCUUCUACGAGGGUGAAGUGUAGUUAUUAAGUGUAAUAAAACAGUGUUCUCGUGCAAAUGGCUUUAAAAUCACCACCGGUGUUACUCGGACUCCUUGGGAGACUAUCCCGUCGUUCUUUUUCUACCUCGAAGGCUUUAGCGUCGAAGCCUGUGACUGUGCGUGAUGCCUUGAACCAGGCAAUCGAUGAGGAGAUGGAAAAGGAUGAUAAAGUGUUCGUUUUAGGUGAAGAAGUGGCUCAGUAUGACGGCGCCUACAAAGUUACCAGAGGUCUAUGGAAAAAGUAUGGAGACAAAAGAGUCAUAGACACACCUAUAACGGAGAUAGGCUUUGCGGGUAUAGCGGUGGGGGCUGCGUUUGCUGGACUCAAGCCUAUUUGCGAGUUCAUGACCUUCAACUUCUCUAUGCAGGCCAUUGACCAUAUAAUAAAUUCAGCAGCAAAGACAUUCUACAUGUCAGCGGGUGCCAUUCCGGUGCCCAUUGUAUUCCGAGGUCCCAAUGGUGCAGCGUCUGGUGUGGCAGCACAACACUCACAGUGCUUUGGUGCCUGGUUCAGCCACUGCCCCGGGUUGAAGGUCAUCAUGCCCUACUCUUCUGAAGAUGCUAAGGGUCUAUUGAAGGCUGCAAUCCGGGACAAAGACCCGGUAGUUUUCCUAGAGGACGAGCUUCUCUAUGGUGUGCCAUUCCCCAUGUCUGAUGAGGCUUUGUCCUCAGAUUUUGUACUGCCUAUAGGUAAAGCUAAAAUCGAAAGGCCGGGCAACCACAUCACAUUAGUCUGCGCCGGCAAAGCCACCGACACCGCCCUGCAAGCUGCCAACGAACUCGCUGGGAACGGAAUUGAAUGCGAAGUCAUUAACCUACGAUCGAUAAGGCCGCUGGACUUUGAAACCAUUGCUCAGUCCAUUGCCAAGACUCACCAUCUCAUCACUGUGGAGCAGGGCUGGCCUCAAUCCGGCAUUGGAGCGGAGAUCUGCGCGCGAGUGAUGGAGUCGCCCGUGUUCUUCGAACUGGACGCGCCGGUGUGGCGAGUGACGGGGGCGGAUGUGCCCAUGCCUUACACUCGCUCACUGGAGGCGUUCGCCAUUCCACGCCCGCCCGAUGUGGUGGCAGCCGCCACAGCCGUUAUAGGCAACAAAAUCGCGACAUCAAUGGGUCAGUGAAAUAGGAAUCUCUAGAAAGUAUACAUUGAGUCAAAUCUAACUGUAAAUAUUUAUUGUUAUUGUAUUUAUAAGGUAUACGAAAGUAAACGUCGCGUCAAUCACUUUAUACUGGGCUGUCAGGCAUGGAGAUGGAUAAAUGUUUAAAUAAAUCUAAUAUUUAUAUUAUUUAUUUGUUUUAUACUAGGCUGUCAGGUAUUGAGAUGGGAAAAUGUUUUAAUAAAUCUAUUAGGUAUUUAUAUUUACUUGUUUUAUACUCGACUGUCAGGUAUGGAGAUGGAUAAAUGUUUAAAUAAAUCUAUUAUUU
Messenger RNA from Maniola jurtina (meadow brown), 1616 nucleotides. RefSeq names its product pyruvate dehydrogenase E1 component subunit beta, mitochondrial (gene Pdhb). The transcript has 8 exons. The record is from RefSeq and is a predicted model, not a curated record. Gene Ontology annotation, biological process: pyruvate decarboxylation to acetyl-CoA. Bases 212 to 1312 code for a protein of 366 amino acids. Gene Ontology annotation, molecular function: pyruvate dehydrogenase (acetyl-transferring) activity. NCBI's taxonomy places the organism in Eukaryota, Metazoa, Arthropoda, Insecta, Lepidoptera, Nymphalidae.